Messenger RNA from Paramecium octaurelia, 735 nucleotides. The record is from the annotation of a GenBank genome assembly. Lineage: Eukaryota; Ciliophora; Oligohymenophorea; Peniculida; Parameciidae.
AUGCAAAUUAAUGAUAAAAAGACUUCCAAAAGUAGGAUACUAAUAGAAAUGAUCAAUAAUUAUUAAAAACCUGUUUAAGAGAUUAUGCUCCUUGAAAAAUCUAAAUUGAAAUCAAUUUAAAAUAUAGAGGAAAGAUUUCUUAAGAGUGAGACAAAUAGAUAAUAUGUGUUCCCUCGAACAGAAGAAGAAGAAUAAAUAGAGUGCAAGGAAUCUCCUAAAUAAUAAUAGUAAUUGAUCUCCCUUGAUAAUAUCACAAAUACAAAAGCUUUCAAAGAAUUGAUGAAUAAAAUAUAUUAGAUUAAUACUUCAAAGCAGAAGCCUAAAAAUUAUUAACAAACAGAAUUCAUCAAGAAAUAAUAUUCUAUUCAGUCACAAUUGAUAAGAAAACCUACCCAAAAAUAAUCAAAUUAAAUUAAAACUGAAAUGUCUGAUAUUAAAUAAAAUAGACAAGAUAAUUCCAGUUUUAAAUAAAUGUCUAUAACUUAGUCAAGAGGACAAUCACCACAUAACAAGCUUCAAUACUCUAAUAGAUCAAUAAGUUCUUAAUUGACUAAAUUUUUAAAGCAAAAGAAAAAUUGUCCUUUUGAGACUUAAGAUCAAAACUCACAAAGAAGUUUUGAAUUAAGAUAACAAUUAUUAAAUAAAUCUUAAGUCAAGUUAUAACAAAAUAAAAGUUAUGAUUUUGUGAAAUCAUUUUACAAAAUGAAGAUGAAAAAUGAAAGUAAGAUCAAAUGA